AUGUGAAGCACUUUGAGUCUGCCUUGUGUAUGAAAAGUGCUAUAUAAAUAAAGUUGCCUUGCCUUGCCUUGCCUUCUAUUGUAGGCAUGGAGGAGGCAGGGGUGAGGGACUGGAAGGCCAGGCUGGUUGGGUUUGGCAGUGAUGGCGCUGCAGUCAACCUGGGAUCCAAAUCUGGAGUGGAAGCCCGACUCAAACAAGAAGUGGAGCAUUUGGUAUCCAUUCAUUGCACAGCCCACAGACUGGGGCUGGGUGUGGUGGGAGCGGUUAAUUGCGGUUUAUUGCAUGACAAUGUUUAUUUGUGAAGUAUUUUGAUUCUGCCUUGUGUAUGAAAAGUGCUAUAUAAAUAAAGUUGCCUUGCCUUGCCUUGCCUUGAUUUUCGACGUUGGGACAUUCCUGGCGGGAGUCAAUGUUGUAAAACUUGUCAAACAAGUGAGGAACUUUGACCUAAUAUGUCAAUAAACAUUGGCAUAUGAAUCUAUUUUAUACAGCCUCUUAACAACAGUGUGCGACUGUGUGGGGAAGGUCUUUGACUAUUUAACAAAAUAUCAUGGCAAAAUACAUUUUAACAUAAUAUGAAAAGUAAUUGUAAGAUAUCAAUUUGUAAAAUUAUUAUUUACAAUUACAAUCUGAUCUGUAAAGUGUGUGGGGUUUGGCCUCGGUAGUUUAGGAGUGUCCAGGGGCCCCCUGAGGGAUCCGGCCGUGCAAUGGAGUAGUCUGACCGAUGGGAUUCAUUCCCUAAAUUAGGCCCACUAUAUAGGGCUACUGAUACUGUUCACUCACAAACAUCAAUACAGUAGGCUAUACGUUUUCUUUUUCUUUUUUCUAUACGGAAAUGAAACUUACAGAACUGAGGAGCCGCUCCCAGUGCAGGUAUGUGUUUGUGUUAGUGUAUAAAGGAGCUUGGAUUCUCCCUGGGUGAGUCCAUUGAUUCACCACAGUAGUCAGAACUUGACCGAUCAGUCACCAUGGGGGUGAAGGGCUUGGUUACGCUAAUGGAGGGAAACAACCGAAUCUACCAAGACAUCUGUUUCAGGGACAGCAAGUUACUGGUGGAUGGCAGUAACCUGGCCUACCACCUGUAUUUCAAGUUCUUCCUGGACCUGAGCCACGGUGGGGAGUACCUGGCUUACCAAGCUCUGGUUCAGGCUUUCUUCGCGAAUCUGCACAACUGUGGAAUCAAACCUUACGUGGUAAUGAAUGGAGGCUCGAGGAAAAGCGACAUUCAACUGAAAAACCUCCUGGAUAAGAACAGAAAGUUUCUCCAGAGCGCCCAUAAUAUCGCUCUGAAGGGUAGGAGGGAGCACAUCCUUCCCCCCCUCACCAUUUCAGUGUUUGAACAGACGCUGCGCAACAUGAAGGUGUCGCUGGUCAAAUGCUUCGGAGAGGCUGACGGCCAGCUGGCUGCCCUGGCCAGGGAGUGGGGCUGCCCAGUGCUGUCCGGACACACUGACUUCUACAUCUUUGACCUUCCAGAGGGGGUUCUGCCCCUGCAUCACUUCCGGUGGGAUGGGGUGGGGAUGAAUUUGGGCGGGUGUUACAUCCCCUGCAAGCGAUACACCACGUCCAGAUUCUGCACCUUCUUCAACAUCGACCGCCAGCUGUUGCCUGUCUUUGCCUCGUUGGUCGGGUACGACCAAAUCGGCUUUAGAGAAGUUAAAUGGGCCCAAUUCCUUCCAGUUGGAAGACAAAAGGAGACCUCCCGGUCAGCAGGCCUGGAGGGCCUCCUGAGUUGGAUGAGUCACUUUCAGACGACAGAAGACAUCUUGGGAGCAGCGAUGGCACUCAUACCCGACAUUGGUCAACAGGCACUGACGGAGGUGCAGACUGAGGUGCAGAAGUCCAUGCUGGAGUACCGGCUCCCCAGCUCCUCUCUGCAGGGGUUCUUCAGUGAGGGUACCAUUCCGCCUCUUCCCACUGAAUUGUUGCGCUGCGUCCCCGACUGGGUUUGCACGCCCCUGGCCAGAGGUGCCCUGAGCGGUGAUGUGUUGGACGUGCUAGUCGAUAGGAGGCUGAUUCUGGGGAUCCAGGUGGAGCUCAAAGAACUACAGAGCUGCAACCUAAUCUCGCAGCACAUCCGGCAGGUGUUCUACGGGCUGCUGCUGGGCCAGGGGCAAGGUGUGGUGAGGGAAGUGGACCGGGUUGAACUGGAGGUACUACCGUUGGUCCAAGGAGCCGCUCAACAGCUGAGACUGGCCACUCUGCCCCAGGUAAGCCUACCAACUCCUUGAUACCAACAGUUG
This is a messenger RNA of Gadus morhua (Atlantic cod), 2240 nucleotides long. Its product is annotated as protein asteroid homolog 1-like. Bases 966 to 2228 code for a protein of 420 amino acids. The record is from RefSeq and is a predicted model, not a curated record. The transcript has a single exon. NCBI's taxonomy places the organism in Eukaryota, Metazoa, Chordata, Actinopteri, Gadiformes, Gadidae.